AUGAUUAAAUCUCGCCUAUGGCGUCUUGUUUUGUUAUUCGUUUUGUUUUACGUUGCAUUUUUAAUUUAUCUUCUUAUGUCAUUCAAUUCUGAUCAACAACCAAACACUCUUGCUGAUGAUAAGCGUUCUGUAUCCAGUGUCGAUGUGCUAUCUCAUAAAAUAAAUAUUCGUGGUGUCGAAAUAAAUGACAGUCAAAAAGUAUUUGUACCGUUUUUAACUCCAGGAAAACGGGGCAAUUAUGAACCAAAAGAAAUUCCGAAAAACACUGGACCUGGUGAGGAUGGUGAAGGUGUAGUACUUACGGGUAAUGAUGUAAAACCAGGUGCAAAAAGUGUGGAAGAUUAUGGUUUUAAUAUGGUUGCUAGCGAUCAAAUUUCAUUGGAUCGUCGUGCACGCGAUACAAGACCGGAUGAAUGUAAAUACUGGAAUUAUCCAAGUGUAGAAAAUUUACCAACAGCAAGUGUUGUCUUGGUGUUUUUCGAUGAAGGAUGGUCAACAUUAGUUCGAACGUUUCAUUCUGUUAUUAAUACAUCACCGAAAGAACUGUUAAAAGAUAUUAUAUUAGUUGAUGAUUACAGUGAUCAAGAACAUAUUACAGUGAGACUACCUAAAUAUAUCGAGAAAUGGAAUGGUCUUGUCAAAUAUGUCAGGACACCUCAAAGAGUUGGUUUGGUGGAAGCAAGAGUGAUUGGUGCGAGGGCGGGUGCUGGCGAUGUAAUCGUAGUCCUUGAUGCACACUGUGAAUGUGUCACAAAUUGGCUUCCUCCACUAUUAACACGCAUUGCAUUAAAUCCUAAAACUUUGGCAGUUCCCAUUGUAGAUGGUAUUGAAUGGAAUACAUUGAGACAUAAUCCUGCUUAUGGAGGUACACUAUACAGAGGUAUCUUUGAAUGGGGCUUUUUGUACAAAGAAACGGAAAUACCGAACAGAGAACGUGUUUUAAUGAAACAUCCAACAGAACCAUAUAAAAGUCCAACGCAUGCCGGUGGAUUAUUGGCCAUAAGGAAAGAUUGGUUCUUUAAAUUAGGAGCGUACGAUCCUAACAUUAAAAUUUGGGGCGGCGAGCAAUACGAAUUAUCUUUCAAAGUUUGGAUGUGCGGUGGGCAAUUAGAAUGGGUGCCAUGCUCGCAUGUGGGACAUAUUUAUCGUGGACCUCGAAAACGAAGUAUGCAUCCGCGAGGCGGAAAUUUAUUUCAGAGUCAUAUAAAUCACAUGAGAGUAGCUGAAAUUUGGAUGGACGAUUAUAAGAAAUAUUAUUAUCGACGUCAGCCAAAUCAUGGACAUUUGAACAUAGGAGAUGUGACAGAAUAUAAAGAAUUACGAAAAAAUUUAAAUUGUUCGUCGUUUCAAUGGUUUAUAGACAAUGUUGCGUAUGAUCUUGUUGAAAAAUAUCCGUUACCGUCGGAAAAUGUUGUUUGGGGAGAAAUGGGUGUGACCAUGGAUAAUCAACAAUUAUGCGCUGAUACACUUGAUAAUACAUACGGAAGGCCUGUAGGAAUAAGUGGAUGUCAUCAUCAAGGAGGAAAUCAAUUAUUUCGAAUCAAUGCCGAGGGUGAAUGGUCAUCGACUGAACGUUGUUUUGUAUCUGACGGUGAGUUGGUUAUCCAACAACAUUGUGUUCAAAUGGGAAAAUGGAUACCGAAAGGAGAGUGGAGCUAUAAUAAUGAGACGAAACAAAUUCGUUCGACCAAAGUCUAUAAAUGUGUAACUGCUGACAGCAAACGUCUGUAUUUAGACGAAUUUAUCCAAAAGAAAAUGUUUUAUUUAAAUUCUUUAUCACGAUGUACACUAGCAUCAGUUCGACAAUGUUUUUUGAAAUAUUCCUCUGUUCGAACUAAUUAUUUUUUACUUCUACCUGAAACACCUCCAAGAAUAGAGGGAAAUGAUUUAUUAUUUACCGUUGAUACAUUUCCGUCUUAUAACGAAGCUAAUACAAGUAUUUUAAUAAGUGGUGCACUACGUUUGUGUACAGAAACGGAUACUGAGAUUGAUUUACACAUUGAAAAAUUAGCCAAUGACUCUCUACUUGAUUCGAUCAAUGCUAAACCAACAUUUGAAUCAAUAUUUCAUCCAAUUGAAGAGUUUAGCGUAGCAUUUGAAACAGCAUUUUGUACAAUUAGACAAUUAUCCCUAGUCAAUAAAAGUGUUGUCAAAGAUUUAUAUUCAAAGGAUCUGAAUAAUGAUCAAAACCGUCCUCCACUAAGUGAUUGGCAACAAACAUUAGUAAAUUUAUAUUUGUUAAAUGGGAAACUUGCAUUAUGUCAUGGAACAUUUGUAGAACGUGAACGUUUACGUUUGGUACAGGGAAAACUUGGACAAUAUCGAACAAAUUAUUUACAAAAAGUUCUUUAUGCCACCAAAAAAUUUACUCAUAUUGAAAGUGAUGUAUUUGCAGUUGAAACAUUACCAUUUCACAUUAAACAACGUCUUGCUAUUGAUAAAGCGAAUCCUGAACGUGGUCCAUGGAAAAUUGAUUUAUCUGAUCAAACCUUUCAUGCAAUGAUGACCUAUUGUAGUAAUCGUGAAUUACGAAAAGCCCUUUUCGAAGCCUAUUAUGGUCGUGCAUCACCCACAGUGGACAGACAUGAGAGAAAUGUUGAAAAUGUUGUAGAGAUAGGUAAACGUCGAAGACAAAUUAGUAAAUGUCUUGGUUAUUCAUGUUAUUCCGAUAUGAUAUUACAAUCAAAUAUGGCUCGUACAAAAGAAAAUGUUCAAGAUUUUAUUGAAACUGUUCGUUCAAAAUUAAAACCUGUUCAUGAUGAAGAAAUUCGACAGUUAACUAAUUAUGCUCAAUCAAAAUCAAAUAAAGCAACAGCUAAAGAUUUAAAUCAAUUAAAAAUGUAUGAUAUUGCUUACUGGCGACAACGACAAUGUCAAGAACAAUAUUUAUCAUCCGUUGAUCAAUUAACAAUCAGUAGACAUUUUUCAUAUGAACAUGUGUUGAAAGGACUAUUUACAUUUGUUAAACAUUUAUUUGAUGUCGAUUUUGAGCUGACAAAUGAUAUUAUUGACGAAAAUAAAUGGCAUCCAUCUGUACAAGUAUUUAAAUGUUUGGAAAAUGAUUCUAUAAUUGGCUAUCUAUUUGUUGAUACUUAUGCAAGACCAGGUGAAAAAUCAGAGUUUGUAUGGGGUGGUACAGGAAGAGAUCUCUGCCAAAGACUUAAUAUUUUACCAAUAGCCUAUUUGAAUUUAAGUUUACAUCAUAUUGAUGGUGCUGUUACUUUAUUAACUACUGAGCAAUUAAAAGAACUCUUCUUUUCGUUUGGACGUGUUUUACAAGUAUUACUAACAAAAUCUCAAAAUCAUGAAUUAUCUGGUGUUAGAAAUAUAGAAUCAGAUGCUUUGGAUAUUGUACCCUAUUUCAUGUUACAAUGGUUAUAUGAUGGAUCAAUAUUAUCAUACAUAAGUGAAGAUAUAAACACGAAACAAUUGUUAAAACAAGAUAUGUUUGAUACAGUAUUUCGAAAAGUCAAUCAACAUAUGAUAACACAUGAUAUUUUAAGACAAUUAUAUCUAAGUGCAUAUGAUUUAGAAAUACAUACAAAUUGUACAAAUUAUGUAGAUGCUAUGAGAAAGUUAUGGCCAUUAUUUACAUCGAUACCAUUGCAUAAUAGAGAUUUUCAUCCAUGUAGUUUUCAACAGAUUUAUUGUGAACAUGAUGCAUCCAGUUAUUAUUCACAUAAUUGGUCAGAAAUGAUUGCAUGUGAUUUGUUCAAUGCAUUCAAAGAACAUCAAAAUGAUGAACAAAUAAAAACAUUAGGAAAAAGAUUUCGUGACACGAUACUGGCACGUGGAGGUUCGAUUAGUAUGAGAGAAUUAUUUCGUGAAUUCCGUGGACGUGAACCAAUUUACGACCAUUAUAUCCAAAAAAGUUUAGAAAAAUAG
Didymodactylos carnosus is the source of this 3885-nucleotide messenger RNA. The record is from the annotation of a GenBank genome assembly. Lineage: Eukaryota; Metazoa; Rotifera; Eurotatoria; Philodinida; Philodinidae.